AUGAGUGAACCUGCUGUUCCGUUCCAGGUUGUUUCUCAAUUUCCUUAUAAAUCUGAGUUCGAAGAUGAUUUACAUUUUGAGAAGGACCAAGAGAUUACAAUUACAUCUGUAGAAGAUGACGAGUGGUACUAUGGUCAAUAUACUGAUAGCAAUGGUGAGUUGCAAGAAGGUAUUUUUCCAAAGACAUUUGUUACUUUGAAGAGCAAUUCCGUAGCCCAAGAACCAAUAAUUGAAAAUCCAGCAGUUAAAACUGUGCCUGCUACUGCAAAAAGUAACGAUGAUGCUGAUGAUCAUCAUUUUGAAGUUGCUGCUGAACCUGUUGUUGACACUCCAGGAACUAACAAAUUGAAGAACAGACUUUCUAUGUUUGCUCAAACGGAUUCAGAACGAGUCCCAUUGCCAUCGCAAAAAGAAUUCAAUGAUUCCGCAGCUGGAUUCGUUAAAAAGACAGUUACAGCUGAACCACCUAAAUUCUACACUCCACCUUCCAUCACUAAUGAUUCCUCCAAACCCACACCUACUGAGACUUCAACUUCAGCACCUGUUCGUGAACCAGUGAACAAAGCAGAAAUAGAAGGAACUGGUGAAAAAAUUCAAAAUGAAGAGGAACACAUACCAAAAAUGUCAUUAAAGGAAAGAAUCGCUCUAUUGCAAGAACAACAAAGAGUCGAAGCUGAAAGACAAGCUGAGAUGUUGAAAAAGAAAAUGGCUAAACAACAAGCUGAAACUAAGACUGAAGACAUUGAAGCAGCAGAUGAAGAGUUGCAAUUAAAACCUAAAGAAACUCUUGAAAGCAUAUCUAAAGUUCCAAGCGUUCCUUUAUCUACUCUGGAAAACAUCCAAACAUCUUAUGAUAAUGCUGAUAAUACAACUAUUAAUGAAGCAGAACCUUCAACUUCACAACUUCCUGCCCAAAGCGAAGAUAUAAUAAAUAAACAAGAUAUCUCUGCUACAGAUGGAACAAAUGCAGAUGAACAAACUGCAGAAAAUCAGGAAGCGGAAGAGGAAGAGGAGGAGGAAGAUUCAGAAGAAAGUCGCCGUGCUGCUUUAAGAGAAAGAAUGGCCAGAAUUGCCACUGCAGGAAGAUAUGGUGGUCCUGUUGCAUUUAAUCCAUUUGGUAUUCCAAUUGCAGCUGCUACAGAAGGCGCUCCAUCAAAAAAGAAAACCAAAGAUGUAACUGAAGAACAAAACGUUCCUGUACCUGUUCCUGUAAUGCCUUUUACAAACCCAGAAGCUAUUCAAGCAUUGAGCAGGAAGACAACUGCUGUCACUGAGGAUGUUGAAGAUGUUGAAGGACACGUUGAAAAGAAACUCGAAGACAAAGAAUUGUUAGAGAAAAAUAACGAAGAAGGUAUUGCUGAAGUAAAAGAAAAUACUAAAAUACCAGAGAUGCCAGUAAUGCCAGAUAUUUCAAGCUCAUUAGAAGAUACAGAAGAAUCAGUUGCUAAUCUAUUGAAAGAAAAUCUUCUUACUGAAAAUAAAGCCGAAGCAACAAAUGGAAAAGAUGAGUUAAAUGAAAAUAUAAAUAGUCUCAAUCAACCAUUGCCAGAAACUCUGAAUGAAACUUUAGAAUCAUCCAAAGAUGAUUUAAGAAAAAUUGACGAUCUAGAAUUCGAAUCAGCAGAAGAGGCUAUCCCAGAAAACCGUGGUAUUCCACCGGUAAAUUUGUCUGAUUCUAGCUCACCACCACCAAUUCCAGGAGCGGCACCAAUUUUAUCUGAUUCUAAUAGUACUCAAACUGGCAUACCUCCAAUUCCUAACAUUGCGUUAGAAAAUAAUGGACCAGCAACCAGAGCUCCACCGCCUCCACUGCAUCCUCAAAUUCCCCAAAUUCCAGUGUUUCAGGCUCCAGAAACCGGAGCUCCACCACCCCCACCUCAUGUUCCAGAAAUGAGUGCUCCUCAUGCUCCAGAAACUAGAGCUCCACCACCUCCUCCUCAUGUCCCAGAAAUGAGUGCGCCUCAUGCUCCAGAAACUAGGGCUCCUCCACCUCCUCCUCAUGCUCCAGAAAUUAGGGCUCCUCCACCUCCACCUCAUGCUCCAAUUCCUCAAACACGCAAACCUCAAGCUUCAGAAUCCAGGGCUCCUCCACCUCCACCCUCGGAUCCCUUAUCACAAGGUGGUAUAACCAGUCAGAACAAUGACUUUACAGAGACGAGAGAACUUUUAAAAAGAACUACUACCGUUAAUUUAGAAACUGAAUGUCAGCAAAAAAUAGAUUUCAAUGCAAAUGAAACGUGGUGGUUAGAAAAAUCAAACCCAACACAUCUAUUCAGUCCAAAGGUGAAAUAUUUGUUAGAAGUUGAGGAAAACAUUAUUAAGAAGAGAUUGCAACAAAAAUUAGUUAUCCGUGACUUUUACUUUUUAUAUGAGAAUUAUUCUCAAUUAUUAGUAUCUGUAUCAUAUCUGGAAUCAGAUGCUAAUAACACUGUUGCUUGUACCCAAAAUUUUUUUGGAUCAUCUAAUAAUACCAAGAAAUUAAUUGAAUACGGUAACAAAUAUGGUAAUGAAGUAGUUAAGAAGGCUCACUCGGUAAUUGGAUCAUCAUUGAAAGAACCUCUAGUUCAUAGCUUAAUCCUCUCGCUAAAGUCUAAUAUCGUCCAGCCAAUUGGUGGUAGAACAUUUGGUGUUGCUAUAUUUAGUUAUAAAGCAGGAUCGACAUUAGAUAAUGAUGGGUUGAAACUCAUAAUGCCAGGUGAUAUAAUAGUAAUAAGAAAAGCGAAGUUUGAGUCUCACAAGAAACUGAACAUCAACUCUAAGGAAACAUCAGUCGGGAUGGACUCUGUACCAUAUAGUGCUAUCGUCACUGAUUUUGAUUUUGCCAAGAAUAAAAUAAGAGUUGUUGAAGAUCAUGAAGGUAAGAUUAGUCAAGGUAGUUACAAGUUAAGCAACAUGAAGAGUGGUAAACUAAAAAUUUUUAGAUUAAUCGGAAGAGAUUAUGUCGGUUGGUAG
Molecule: messenger RNA, 2952 nt
Organism: Tetrapisispora phaffii CBS 4417
Lineage: Eukaryota; Fungi; Ascomycota; Saccharomycetes; Saccharomycetales; Saccharomycetaceae
Gene: BBC1
Product: Bbc1p
Exons: 1
Coding region: 1-2952 (983 amino acids)
Molecular function (GO): protein binding
Source: RefSeq, a predicted model, not a curated record